AUGACCAGUGCUAGUCAACUUUUUGACUCCUAUAUACCAUGUUCUGGAAAUCAAAAGGUAAAGAUUGCUGAUGGAAGCCUUUCACCCAUUGCUGGCAAAGGCUCAAUUAAACUCUCCAACACCAUUGAACUAAAAUCUUUCCUGCAUGUUCCAAGAUUAUCUUGCAAUUUGCUUUCUGUUAGUAAGCUUUCUAAAGAUUCUAAUUGUCUUGUCACCUUCUUUGACUCACAUUGUGAAUUUCAAGAUUGGAAUUUGGGGACGAUGAUUGGCAGUGCUAAAAUGGUGGAUGGACUCUAUUACUUCAAUGACAAUCUCACUAAGAAUAAACAAGCUUUUAGCUUAAGUAAUCCCAUCUUAGAUCUAAGUUUGACCCGAGAGCAGAGAGCUGUGUAUUCUUGGGGGGAGAGUAAAAGUGAAAAUCAUUUUUGGCAGACUUCUAUUGCAUUACCUAAUACUAUAUUUCCUGAAGUUUCUUCAGAGGCUGUGAAUCCUAUGAAUACUUCCAACUUUGAGAAUUCAGACCAAGGUAUUGUUUCAUCACAAACAGAGGUGGAACCACCACUACUUGAGCAACUUGUAGAGUUACGUGUUUAUUCAAGGAAGAGGUAUCAUUCGAACAAUAGAGUCCAUGCUACUUCAAUGGCACUUGAUCAAUCAUUACCCUCAAAUUCUACUCCUGAAGAAACUCCAGAUCUUUACCUCCCAAUAGCUCUUAGAAAAGGUGUCCGAGAAUGUACUAAGCAUCCAAUUGCCAAAUAUUUAUCCUAUCAUAGGUUGUCCAGCCAACAUAAAGCCUUUGUAUCCAAUUUAUCUAAACAGUUUGUGCCUAGGACAAUUAAGGAAGCUCUAGAACAUCCUGAUUGGAAAUUAGCAGUUUUUGAAGAGAUGAAUGCCCUCUUAAAAAAUAAAACCUGGGAAGUUUCAGAACUACCUAGCGGGAAGAAAGCUGUUGGGUGCGAAUGGUUAGAUAUUAAAAAUGCUUUUUUGAAUGGAGACUUGGAAGAAGAAGUCUUUAUGGAUUUACCACCUGGAUUCGAAGAAAAGCUAGGGAAGAAUAAAGUGUGUAGGUUGAAGAAAUCUUUAUAUGGCCUUAAACAGUCCCCUCGUGCAUGGUUUGAGAGGUUUACCAAGGCUGUAAAAAGACAGGGCUAUAAACAAGGCCAAGCUGACCAUACCUUAUUUCAUAAAAAGACAAAAGAGGGGAAACUAGCUAUACUAUUUGUUUAUGUAGAUGACAUAAUCCUGACAGGUGAUGAUGAUGUUGAACUUGCCAAACCAAAGGGCUUCUUGGCAAAUGAAUUUGAAAUUAAAGACCUGGGCACACUCAAGUACUUCCUAGGGAUGGAAUUUGCAAGGUCAAGAAAGGGUAUCUCGAUUUCACAACGCAAAUAUACACUUGAACUUCUUAAUGAAACAGGUCUGCUAGGAUGCAAGACAAUUAAGACUCCUAUAGAGCGAAAUCUGAAGCCACAACCUGCUAAACCUGAGGAUGUUGUUGACCGAGAACGGUACCAGUGA
This is a messenger RNA of Pistacia vera, 1518 nucleotides long. RefSeq lists its product as uncharacterized. Bases 1 to 1518 code for a protein of 505 amino acids. The record is from RefSeq and is a predicted model, not a curated record. The transcript is spliced from 5 exons. Lineage: Eukaryota; Viridiplantae; Streptophyta; Magnoliopsida; Sapindales; Anacardiaceae.